AAACGAAUCUUUGUAACCAUGAGCGGUAGUAAUAUAUACGGAUCAGAGGAUCCGUGGGCCAAUGGGUGGACCAACGAUGAGACUCCCGACCAUGGAAGUACUACCACCCCCUUCAACAGUGUGUACUUGACACCGUCCCAGAUUUUAACCAAUGGUGACGACUCAGAGGAAGAAAGUGACGGGACAAACGACUUCAAGUUUGACGAAGCAAAGAUCCCUGCGUCCUACAAGCAAUUAUACACCGAGCUAAAGGACCAGUUGGUUUCGGGAAAUGACUUUGAACGGUUGAUCUUAGAUAAGUUGGUAGCCCACCACAACUUUUCUGGUUAUCAGCGUACUCGUAUUGUGAACACCAUUUUUGAUCAAAACUUAGCCAACUUCACCCAUCCACUGAACUUCUUUCAGAGCUUGGGAAUGGUCGCGUUAGAAUUGGACCUUGCAGGUACCGGGGACUAUGUGACGUUGCAGUUCAAAAUCGCCGAUUUACCGGACAUUCCAAAAGACAUCAUGCACUUUCUCGUGGAAACAGACUCCUCCGAAGCAAAGACGUUUAUCGACCCAUUGACCAGCCAGUUAGCAGAGUCUGGUAUUGAUGACGACACUGCGUGGGGACCUGGUCAAUUGAAAGAGCCCCUAUUGGCGGAGACUGUGUCCCCGAAUCAAUCAACAAACACUCCGAUCGAAGAACCGGCUGCAUUUACCGAGCUUAAGAAGUAUAUAAACGACUACAGAGACAUGUUCAGACCUUUGUAUGACGGGAAACAGAUAAUAUUCAUCAAAGAAGUGCCUGAGAAAGAAGGGCUUAUUUUCAAACACAUCAAUUAUGCCAUCACCCAUCAGAUUAAUUUGGGAAUGAAUUCUCCUGCGGGCCUUAAAAAGGUUCUUAGAAGAUACUCUGAUUUUGUUUGGCUCUUGGAAUUCUUACUUAAAAAAUAUCCUUUUAGAGUGAUUCCCGGGUUACCCCCGAAAAAGUUUAAUGUAGGAGCCUCCCCUGAUUCCCAAUUUUUACAGAGACGGCGUAGAGGCUUAUACCGGUUCUUGAAUCAAAUUAUCAAACAUCCUGUAUUAAGAAAAGACCCUGUGGUAAUUACAUUUUUGAGUGUUCCUACAGAUUUAGUUUCCUGGAGAAAGCAAGCUCAAAUAGAUUACAGUUUGGAAUUCAAAGGCAUCAAGAUUCUGCCUCAUUUUAUGAAUAAGAUCUGGCCUGCUAUAGGUGAGGAUUUCAUGAAGAAAUGGCAUAAGACCGAACAGUCUCUCCCAAAGAUCAUUGAAGUAUGGACCAAACUAGUGAUUUUGAUAGAAAGAUAUGAGAAGAGACAACAACAAAUUGCAUACGAUAACAACAAGUUUGUGGAGAUGUUAGGAAGGUUCCAGGACCUAAAUAACGACUUGUAUCCCCAUUUAGAAGAAAAGGAUUCGGCCAUUUCUGCCAAUAACCAUGAUGAUUUCAGUGCCAUUGACAACUCAUUGAAUACAGUAUCCGAAUUCUUCACUAAUUCUAGUCAGGCCAUCGUUGAUGAAACAUUUGCGAUCAACACUUCUGUUCUUGAGAAGUUCAAGAACUUCCUUGACUACUUGUACUCGUUGGUUGAACUCUUCGAAAGACACAAACGACUCCUGACCAACACCAUUUCUCAGUUGCAAAACAGAAUCCGGGACGGCGAAGCUAAGUUCAACCGGCUAAGUGAUGAGGAUGCCGACAUUAAAGGCAGCGAUUUGGCCAAGAUGAAACAAAGCAUAAUCAACGACAAACAAGAAAUGUUCCAACAAUUGAAUAAAGACUGGCUUAUAAAGGAACGGUGUUUACAAGAGUACUUGAUGUUUCAGGAAACACAGUAUCUCUUGUCAGAAAUGUGGAUUGACUGGAGCAGGGGUAGAACUAAGUUCCAUGGGAAAUUGUCGAGUUUGUAUGACACCAUGGAUACAGUCAUCCAGAAUGACAUGCCAUUGAGUAGAUAAUCAUAUAUUUACAAGUCGGGAAUUAAAUCACUACAUAUUUUUAGCCAUUUUUGUAACACCUCGUGCGCCUCUAAGUCUUCUAUAUCUAAGUUAGAGUUGAAGUACCCCUUAUUUAGCACUUUAGAUAUAAUAAGUUCCUGUUUGCACUGUAGAAACAACUCAGUAUCGUAUGAGAGAACAGUAGCUAAAAUCCUCCCAACCAUUAUUCCCAAUUCUCCGCCUUUGGGAUACCCGUCAUCAAACCCUUGCUGUAGGCUCGACUCUUUGGCGUUGCUUAGCCCAUCCAAAUACCCCUGUUUGGUGUGAACCCUCUUUAUUUCAGCCGUAGAUGAAGAGUUCUUAGUAAUUAUAUCGUCUUCUCCAUCACUAUCUCCCCAGACAUCGUCCAGCGCAUCCACCAGUUCAUAAAUUCCCUCUACAUCAUUUGGCACUUCAUUCCGCUCACAUACACUGUCUGACUGGCAACAGUCAUCCUUAUUGCAAGACAUAGACAACAAGCUGGUGAGAGCCGAGUCAAGCGGCUGCGCGCGGAUUGCUCGUUUCUGUAA
Yamadazyma tenuis ATCC 10573 is the source of this 2507-nucleotide messenger RNA. The record is from RefSeq and is a predicted model, not a curated record. NCBI's taxonomy places the organism in Eukaryota, Fungi, Ascomycota, Pichiomycetes, Serinales, Debaryomycetaceae.